CAGGUGUCGAAAAUGGAAGUUGGAACAGAGCUUAGUGUUCAAAUUAAGAAGGCAAUCAAAGCGAAGCUGCAAGAAAUGCAGUGUUAUGUAGAUGACGAGCUUCCUGAUUACAUAAUGGUUAUGAUAGCCAACAAAAAGUCGACCGACCAAAUGGCGGAAGAUUUGAAGAUUUUUUUGUCGGAAGGGUCUGUGAGCUUCUGCAAAUGGCUGGGAGAAGUUUUGGAGAGGCUGGACAAAGUGGGAAAGGAUGCCCCGGAAGAGAAAAAACAAGAGAAGAAAACAACUCCACGUCGAAGCCGUUCAUCGUCCAAAGGUAAACGUCGACGUAGCUUAACUCCCAGAAAACAAAAAUCCAAAUCAAAAAGUCCCAAGCCAUCCAAACGCAUUGAGCGCGGACGAAAAACCAAUACUGCUGCUUCAAACCGUAGGGUAGUAGAUGUUAUCGGUUCGAGGCGGAAGUCAAAUAUUGAAGAACGAGGUGAAAGAAAGAGAACUAUUCAUAUCGAUAAAGAAAAACGCGUUUCUCCCUCGGGAGAAGAAAAUAAAAAACCUAGAAAAUCAUCAAGCUCUGAGGACAAGAACUUGCUCACCAAAAAGAAGGAAAAAGCUGCAUCGCCUGUUAACGAGCGAUCCGCUAUUCCAGAGUAUAAGAAAACAGGAAGAACUAUCGUAAUUAGGAAUGAAUACAGCGAGGAAGUGACUGAGUCCAAAUCAAAUGUGGCAAUAGAUACUCUUCGGGAAGCGUCUCCGCUUUCUUCAGAAGAAAACGAAGUCCUAAACAGGAAAUCUGACUCGGACACUGAGAAAAAUGAAGCUAAUGUUGCUACUAUUGUAUCGCCUGUGAUAACCAGAAAGGUAUCCCCUGCUCCUAAAAUAGAGCAGAAAAUAGUUGCAAAAGUUUCGCCGAUGAUGUCUGUGGUAGAUACAGAAUCAAGCAUUUUGAUGAGUCCCCCAAAAGCUCAUGUGAAGGAAAGACUGGGGCCGCGCCGGGGACCGGAAGGAAGGAAGACCGGAAUUGUAAAACCGCUGGUUGUCGCGUCAAAAGAUGAUGCUGCUGACUCUAAAGACUUGCGACAACGCCUAGAAAUACGACAAGGACAGCGCCUCAAAGCUGCUGCUGGUCGAGAGAAAAUAGUUUCAAGAAAGGGCCUUCAAAUGGAUUCCAAAUUGGAACCUGACUUGAAAACACUGAACACAAUUUUUAACAAAGCUAUGAAUGACGUUAAGACAGUCGAAGUUUCAGCCAAAGCGAAAAAAUCGGUUGAAGAGUAUGAUCCAUUGCAACCAGAUAUUAGGAGAAAACGUGCUCACAUGUUAAAAAUGCCAAGAGUAACUGUUCAAAACGAAAAUGCAGAGGUUGAAAUUUUAAGACUGGCAGCAAAAAGAACACGUAAAAGAGGAUCGAUUUCUAAGAAAAGACAUUAUAGUGCUAGUGAAAUAUCAAGCAAUGAUGGAGAUAGACAUGGGAAGCGUAAAAAAGAAGAAACUCCGAAAAGGUCAAAGAAACGUCACAGCGAGUCUCCGAAUUCCGAUUCGGAAAAGACCAAGGCUACUAAAUUUGUAGUGUCCCUAAAAGGUGCCACAAAGUUCAUUGAAAAAGUAAGGAAGUUAGGAAAGAAAUCGGCAAGUGACUCAGAGCUAGAUCAAGAUUCUAACUCAGAAUCGGAAUACGAAAAUGAAGGGUCGGGAAGUGAUUAUAAUGACGAGAGUUUUAACGAAGAUGACGAUGUGGAUGAUUCGCCAAAGAAAAAUGUAUCACUCUACAAAAAGCAAGCAUCGGAAGGAGUAUCAAACGAAAUGGCAAAUGAUAAGAAAGAAGAGCAGGAAAUGAACUUGGAGCGGUGCAGAUUCUGGCCAGCAUGCAAAUUAGGCGACAAGUGCGGAUAUGUACACCCUACAAAACCGUGUAGUAAAUUUCCACAAUGUGCUUUCGGAGAAUCUUGUCUUUUCAUUCAUCCUCACUGCAAAUUCGGUCAGAAUUGUACCAAUUUUGCAUGUGGGUUCUCUCAUGCAGGUGGUCGGAAAGUGCGACAAGGAGUUCCGAAGUUUCCUUCUUCAUCUUACAACGGUGGAGUAGUCCCAAAUGUGAUGCAGAAAGAACCGACAAAGCCGCCUGCGGAAACAGUGUGCAAGUACUCGACUCAAUGUAAACUUCUCAGCUGUCCAUUCAUGCACCCGAAGAUAAUGAAAGAUUGUGCUUUUGGGGUCAGUUGUAGACGCAAGAACAAAGGGUGCAAGUAUUUGCAUGGUGCUUCAAUCUCCAAGUUUAAGUGGUCCUCGUCUGUAAAGAAUUCCAGUGAAUUGACAGACAAGCGAGCUGAAUUAAAAUCGUGCUAGAAAUUUUGGACGCGCUUGUUUAGAUGCGUUCUUCUUUUAAAAUUUUGAAAAACAUUGAGUUAUUGCUGUCCCAACUUUUCAUUGAAAUAUUUGCAUGAUAAAUAAAUUUGGCGUAGCUAUAUUAUUUUAAAAAAGAAAUUCCUAUCCCUUGAAAUAGCUGUCUGAUUUAAUAAUAAACAUGUGGUUCAUAACUGUCGAUUUGUCCUGAAUUUUUGAAAAUGAGCUGUUUUCAAGAUUUAUUGUAGACGGUUAAUAUUAAUUCAGAGGUGUCAAAGAGCGACCUGAAUUCAAAUUUAUCUUGAUUUUUUA
Molecule: messenger RNA, 2646 nt
Organism: Symsagittifera roscoffensis
Lineage: Eukaryota; Metazoa; Xenacoelomorpha; Acoela; Convolutidae
Product: zinc finger CCCH domain-containing protein 14-like
Exons: 1
Coding region: 13-2337 (774 amino acids)
Biological process (GO): regulation of mRNA stability
Cellular component (GO): cytoplasm; nucleus
Molecular function (GO): metal ion binding; poly(A) binding
Source: RefSeq, a predicted model, not a curated record